This is a messenger RNA of Zymoseptoria tritici IPO323, 2363 nucleotides long. RefSeq names its product oligopeptide transporter (gene MgOPT8). NCBI's taxonomy places the organism in Eukaryota, Fungi, Ascomycota, Dothideomycetes, Mycosphaerellales, Mycosphaerellaceae. Bases 42 to 2363 code for a protein of 773 amino acids. Gene Ontology annotation, cellular component: fungal-type vacuole membrane. The transcript is spliced from 5 exons. The record is from RefSeq and is a predicted model, not a curated record. Gene Ontology annotation, molecular function: oligopeptide transmembrane transporter activity.
AUCGUCCCGUUUCUUGUCAUCUUUAGACACCAGACACAGCCAUGGCGAACGUCAACGAAGUGAUCGAUCGUCAGAUCGACCCUAUGGGCCACAUCAACCCAGAUGUCCCUCCAUUGACCGAGAAGACGAAUGUCUUCAACGUUCACACGGACGCCGAUGGCAACCGGUCCUCCGGAUCCGAGCGGAACUUCGAUGAGAAGGCCGUCCACAACUACGUGGGCGAGCUCGAGAAGGAUGACUUCAGCGAGGAGUACCACAUCCAGGAUCCCUUCACACCAUUCGAGGAUCUGCCAGAUGAGCGCAAGGUUAUUGUCACUAUUCGUGCCCUCCUUGUCGGUUCCAUCUGUGGUGCCCUGGUCAACGCCUCGAACGUCUACCUCGGUCUCAAGACUGGUUGGACAUUCGGUGCCUCUCUUUUCGGAGCUAUCAUUGGAUUCGCUGUUUUGAAGCCUCUUGGCCGUGCUCUCCCAGAGAAGUUUCCAAUUUUCGGUGGAGACUUCGGUCCCCGUGAGAACAACAUUGUCCAGACUGUUGCGACCGCUGCCGGUGGUCUGAGCAGUGUGUUCAUCUCCGGUAUCCCUGCGCUGUACCAGCUUGGUCUCCUCGAGACUCCUAAGGAGGACUUCAGCCGUCUCAUCACCCUGACCAUCGUCGGGGCUUACUUUGGAUUCACCAUGUCCACUCCUCUCCGCAAGUUCUUCAUCAUCUACGUCGCCCGCGAGUUGAAGUUGAUCUUCCCGACGCCUGCCGCGACCGCCAUGACCAUCCGUGCUAUGCACAUGGCCGCCACUGGCGAGAACAUCGCCAAGCUGAAGAUGCGUGCUCUUGGUAUUGCUUUCUCCGGCGCUCUCGUCCUUCGUGUUGUCUCCCAGUACGCCACUGGUAUCAUCUGGGACUGGCACUUCUUCACCUGGAUCUACAUCUGGCAAGGAUAUAAGGGCAACGCUCUUGCUGCUGAGUCCUGGGGCUGGGUCCUUGAGUGGACUCCCGCUUUCAUCGGUGCCGGAAUGCUCGUUGGACCCAACCCGGCCGUGUCCUUCUACGCCGGAUCCGUUCUCGCCUGGGGUAUCAUCGGACCAUGCCUCGUUCACUACGGAGCAGCUUUCGGUCGUCAGCCAUACGCCGAUCCAGAGCUUGGUAUGGAGAAGUGGGCACCUCUCACCAACUUCAACUCUCUCGGUCUUGCGGCUUCCAACAAGGAGACUCCAAGCCCUCGUUUCUGGCUUCUGUGGCCUGGUGUUCUGAUGAUGAUUGUCGUCUCCUUUGUUGAGCUUGGUCUCCAGUACAAGGUUUUCGUCCACGUCAGCAAGGCCAUCUACCGCGGUACCUGCGCCGGCAUGAAUAAGGCCAUGACCAAGAUGGGCAAGCCUCAACCUGGCCUCGAGCGCCGUGGACACCAGGAGACGACCAACCUUGUCGAGGACUUCGCCGAGGACAGCCAGCUCGUCAAAUGGUGGAUGUGGGCACCUCUCCUCGUUUUGGUCGUUAUCAUGACGUGCGUCGUCAUGGCCGUCCAAUUCGAUAUGCCAGUGGGCAUGUCUAUCCUGUCCAUCUUCCUGGCCUUCUUCUUCUCUCUCCUCGCCGUUCAGUGCGCUGGUGUGACUGACAUCACUCCCCUUACCGCAGCCUCGAAGGCUUCUCAGAUCGUCCUCGGCGGCGCCACCAAGGGAGAAGGCUGGGCUCCUCGUCGUGCUCAGAAGCUCAACUUGCUCGGUGGUUCUUUGGCCUCGAUCGGUGCCAACCAGGCCUCCGACUUGGUCGGUGACUUCCGUGUUGGGUUCCUUCUCAAGACCAGCCCCAAGCAGCAGUGGCUGGCUCAAGGUCUCGGAACACUCGUGGCUUGCUUCUUGGCUCCGGCUCUUUUCAUCCUUUUCGCUCAGGCCUACCCAUGUAUCUUGGAUCCAGAGGCCGAGACCUGCCCUUUCAGCGCUCCAUCGGUCGCUGCUUGGCGUGCGGUCGCUGUCGCCAUGACCGACCCAACUUUCCCGGUCCCGACCAGCUCUGGCAUCUUCUCCAUCAUCUUUUCUAUCUUCGGCGCUGCAAUGAUCUGUGUGCGUCACUACGCAUACAACGGACGCUUCGAGAAGUACAAGGCGUACCACCCCAACAUGAUGUGCAUUGGUCUUGCCUUCGUCCUUCCCCAGACCUACUACGGAUUGGCCAUGAUGAUGGGUGCUCUUCCGGCCUGGUGGUGGGCCAAGAAGAAUCCGAAGAGCUUCGACAUUUACGGCUAUGCGAUUGCAGCAGGGCUCAUCGCAGGAGAGGGUAUCGGUGGUGUCGUCAAUGCUGUGUUCCAGAUCGCUGGCAUUGCUGGCCCGGAUCCAUAUGGCACCCAGAUUGGCUGCCCAGCUUUGUCGUGUUAA